Messenger RNA from Carassius gibelio (silver crucian carp), 1809 nucleotides. It is a transcript of the gene becn1, whose product is annotated as beclin 1, autophagy related. Lineage: Eukaryota; Metazoa; Chordata; Actinopteri; Cypriniformes; Cyprinidae. The record is from RefSeq and is a predicted model, not a curated record. The transcript is spliced from 11 exons. Bases 328 to 1653 code for a protein of 441 amino acids. Gene Ontology annotation, biological process: late endosome to vacuole transport; autophagosome assembly; cellular response to nitrogen starvation. Gene Ontology annotation, cellular component: phosphatidylinositol 3-kinase complex, class III, type I; phosphatidylinositol 3-kinase complex, class III, type II; phagophore assembly site.
CAUUAGCGUUUGUGGACAAGUGGAUUUUGUUAAGGGGCAAGUGAAAGAGAAUUUUACUGGCUGGCCCAAUCACAGGCUCCACCCCUCACCCUCUGUUUCUUGGGCCAGAUGCAGUCAGUGCAGUGGCUCAGAGACCGAAAUCUGGACUUAGGAUGGAGAAACAAAAGCGCAAAGGGGUUGCAGAGAAGUUGCGGGCCAAAAAAAUAAAAAUUCUAGAGGUUGAUGCCUCAACCUGUGCAAAAAUAACCAACAUGUUUAGGGCUGUAGCUUCAGUUUCCAAGCCUACAGUACCUGACGACAUUUUGCAAAAACAUGUGAACAUAGCACAUGGAGGUGACUAGCCAUUGCAGCACCGGCGGCACCCAGGCAGAGGAGCAGGUGUCUGAUAGUGAAGUCAAGGAGGGACAGAGUGAGCAGAAGAGUGUAAUAGAAAAGUCAAGCCAGGUUGAGUUAGCAGUGGAGGAGAGCACCUUUGAUCACCAGGGAGUCAGUCAAGAGAGAGAGACCUUUUUGGAGAGCAAACAGGAUGGUGUGUCUCGGAAAUACAUCCCACCCGCAAGGAUGAUGUCAACCGAAAGUGCAAAUAGUUUCACUCUAAUUGGAGAAGCUUCAGAUGGAGGAACCAUGGAGAACUUGAGUCGCAGGCUGAAAGUGACAAGUGAUCUGUUUGAUAUCAUGUCUGGUCAGACAGACAUUGAUCACCCACUGUGUGAGGAGUGCACGGACACACUACUCGACCAUCUGGACACUCAGCUAAGCAUGACAGAAAAUGAAUGCCAGAAUUACAAGAGCUGUUUAGAGUUGCUGUCUCAACUACCAGAGGAGGAGGAAGCCAGUCUACUGAAUGCAUUGCAGCAGUUGAAACAAGAGGAGGAAUCUCUGAUCCAGGAGCUUGAGAGCAUUGAAGUGCAGCGUGAAGCCGUGGCCAAAGAGCUGGCUGAGGGACGCAACCAUAACCAGCUGAUGGAAACCGAAGAACUUCAGUAUCAGAAGGAGUACUGCGAGUUUAAGAGACAGCAGUUGGAGUUGGAUGAUGAUCUUAAGAGUGUGGACAAUCAAAUGCGUUACUGUCAGAUUCAGUUGGACAGACUCAAGAAGACCAACGUUUUCAAUGCCACCUUUCAUAUCUGGCACAGUGGGCAGUUCGGAACAAUAAAUAACUUCCGCCUAGGAAGAUUACCCAGUGUACCAGUGGAAUGGAAUGAGAUAAAUGCAGCCUGGGGUCAAACUGUACUUCUGCUGCAUGCACUUGCAAACAAGAUGGGACUAUGCUUUCAGAGAUAUCGACUAGUUCCUUAUGGAAACCAUUCCUAUUUGGAAUCUCUCACAGAUAAGUCCAAGGAGUUGCCGUUGUAUUGCUCAGGUGGUCUCCGAUUUUUCUGGGAUAAUAAAUUUGACCAUGCUAUGGUGGCCUUUCUAGACUGUGUCCAGCAGUUUAAAGAUGAGGUGGAGAAGGGCGACACAGGCUUUUGUCUGCCAUAUAGAAUGGAUGUGGACAAAGGAAAGAUCGAGGACACAGGUGGCAGUGGAGGUUCUUACUCUAUUAAGACUCAGUUUAACUCAGAGGAACAGUGGACCAAAGCCCUCAAGUUCAUGCUCACUAACCUGAAGUGGGGUCUGGCCUGGGUCUCCUCGCAGUUUUACAACCGUUAGAUUUGAUCUCAACUCUUGAUACCUGAUCAGUGAUACCAGGAAAUCGCAUGAAAUCUUCACAGUACUAAGAUCAUAAUUUACCUAAUUAAAAUAUUUUUGUGUGUGUUUAUGUUUUGUGUUUAACUGUUAAACACCAUUAAAUACCAGUGAUAUGAA